AUGCAAUCCUGCCAUCCCGCAGCCUGCAUUGAUUGCCCGUCAACGAGACCCAAUCCACUUUGCCCUGGCAUCGACGCCACGUCAAGGUCACGUCUGCUGCCACGGAUCUCCCUGACAGCUCACGAUCUGGAAGGCGAAGAGGAGGCUGUGGGACAGCAGCACCGACCAGGAUGCGCUUACUCGCCUCUCCCCGCCCCUUCUUCGGCCCAUUCAUGCCCAUCCACUCCCCGCUCGAGACGCAGAUGGGCCGCAGAUGGGCCCCCAGUGCACUGGAAACCCUCCAUUCGACCUCCUCAAUCGCCCCCGUCGCCCACAUCUCCCCAAUCCAUGUUCCUUACGGUCACGGCUACGUGCAUGUUUGGACUUUUGCCGGGGCAAUCUCCAGCCCGACUGUUUGACGGAAGCAAACCUGCAGAAACAAAGCCCUGCGCGAAAGAUGCUGCCUCCCCCGACCCUCGUCGCGGGAGUCGAGUUGUUCCGCCGCGCAUCGCAAGUCGCAAAACAACUGUCACCAAAUCGCGAGAAGUUCCCGCCAAAUCGCAAGUCGGGGAGGCCCUGAUCGUCCCCCCGGUGCUGUCGGUCAUUCUAGGUGUCGGUCCCCAAAUGUUCUCCCUAUAG
Molecule: messenger RNA, 618 nt
Organism: Penicillium macrosclerotiorum
Lineage: Eukaryota; Fungi; Ascomycota; Eurotiomycetes; Eurotiales; Aspergillaceae
Exons: 1
Coding region: 1-618 (205 amino acids)
Source: RefSeq, a predicted model, not a curated record